Messenger RNA from Mercenaria mercenaria, 4508 nucleotides. RefSeq lists its product as uncharacterized. Lineage: Eukaryota; Metazoa; Mollusca; Bivalvia; Venerida; Veneridae. The record is from RefSeq and is a predicted model, not a curated record. The transcript is spliced from 3 exons. The coding region runs from base 471 to 1166 and encodes 231 amino acids.
CUUUAUCUAUUAAAGUUUACCUAUAGAUAUCAUAUCAAGUAUCGUUACGCAUUGUAGUUUUUUUAAGUUUACAUUGAAUAAUAGUUGGGUGUAAAAGGGAGUUAUUUUAUAUAAGAUAAUUAUAGAAUAUCAAGCUUGUUACACUUUUUCUAUUGUGUUGAUAUAAGCUUCAGGAGAAUAUUUUUAUAUAAACGGGCACUAGCAAAAAAUCAUGUGCGCACUAUAUAUUUGUAUAAACAGAACGUGACAAUUAUCCCUUGUUUGAAGUUCAGAUAAUUGCUGUAAUUCAUGCUUAAAACGUUCGAUUAAGAUUUGAUUUGUGCAAAACAACUCAAUAUGGAAGUCCCGGAAGAAAAGCUUCUGAUGAUGAGGAACAAGUUAAGGAAGAACUUGGAAAGGAAUGCGAACCAUGCAAGGAUGAACAUGUUGGAACCACAGCGAAUGGGCUAUGUCGCGAAUGUGAAGAAUAUAUGUGCAACAAAUGCUUUCGGCAUCAUUUGAAAGCAAAGCAAUGCAGAAAUCACGUUCUGGUUGACACAAAAAGAGUAUCUUUGAUAGCGGCCAUUAAAGACAGAAAUGCCAGUUUACUGACCACGCUAGAGCAGGAUUGCCAACUUCUUUCCUCUAAAAUAACUGAAACUGAACAGAAACUAAACACAGAACUGUACUCUGACAGUGCCCUGUUUAUUCAGACGGUAAAUUGCAAGCCCUUAGUUCUUGCCAUUAAGCAGGGAGUAUCUGGAGUGCAAACAGCAAAUUGUAUCAAAGAAUUUGAAUUUGUACCAGAAAAGCAGAUGCAGCAUCUGUGUAGCUCCGUACACAAUUUCGGACGAAUUACAACUUCAGUUAGAAAAGUAAAUGCCAGUUUAGAAGCUAUAAAACUGCCUUUUGGAGGACAAGACAAGUCCGUUGUUCUUGUGGAGGAGCCUGUAUCUAAAAGCAAUUACCAAGAGAAAAAGGAAUUGAAAGUAGCUCCAUUAUUUGUUGUCGGUGCAUAUGUACGCGCAUCCAACUGGAUGCCGAAAGGCACAUAUAAGGAACAUAGAAAUCAGCCUGAAACUGUAACCACUGUAAACCGAAACUAUGGUACAUGUAAUGUCUGCGUGAAAUGGGAUGCAACAGGAUAUACUGGAAAUUAUCUCACUUCAGAUGUUAAGCUUAUUUAAACAUUUUUUUCACCUUGCGUGGUAAUGCUAUCAUAGCUUUGUUUGACAAAUAAAUUGUAUAAUAAUUGUUCAUGUCCUGGAAGUUAUCACUAUACUGUUUUUUAUCAUGUUAAACUGGGACAAAAAUGUAUUAAUUGUAUUUCAAGUACGUAUAUGGAGAACAUCAUGACUAUGUAAUUACUAAUGAAAGGUGGUGAACAAUUCUUCUUACUUAAAAAUUCAGGCUGGAAUGAAAAAUAUCAGUACAGGAUUUUGUUGCCAAACUAAAUAGCACUCCCAUAGGCAGGUCAUUUGAUAAUUCGGCUGGUAGACUGUAUAUUUUCUAAAAUGAUAGUAGUACUGACAUGAGUUUUGACCGGCUCCGUUGGGUAUUUGAAUGCUAAAUGUAUUUUUAUUUUUAUCACAAUCUUUAAGAGAAAUUAAAGAAGAGAGUCCUGGUAUCAAUUUCUGCAGGAAAUAGUCCGACAACGAAAACGUCUCAGUCUUAUAGAAGCGGCUACCAGAAAAGACAAAAAUAUCGCAUUAAACAAAUGUAAUAGAAUGAAAGUUGACGGAAAAGUGUACACGACGGGGAUUACGGUAAAGCUGAAGAGGAUAAACAGGAGGGCGACGUACAAAUAUGUAUAUGGAAUUGUAACGGCUUAACGACUUAAAAAAAGCUCAAAACGAUGAUUGUGUGCGGGUACAAGCACAAUAUGAAAUUAAUUUAUACUGAAAUUGCUAAAACCCUAGUACGACCGACAUGUACAGCUAUAUUUGUAAACAUUUGUUCAGACAGUUUAAAAAUAGAAACGCAAAACAAAACAGCGGUGUCAUUGUGGUUUACGCUUAUAGACAUGAUAAUGAUAGAAGUGUAUCAAAAUUGUGAAAAGGUACAAUUGAGUACAAUGUAAGAUAGUGUUGUGUGGAUUUUUUCGGAUUAAUACAUGAAAAAAUACUUACGCGGCGCUUAUGUAUUGUGCUACAGUUCACCGGCAUACAAUAUUGUAAAUGUAAACCUUUUUGAAAUUUUACAAUAAGGUAUGAAUUUCAGUAAAUAGGCAUGUGAUUUUAACGGAAGGACAUGCUUAAAGCCAGAUUAUAUGCCAAAUAAUAAAAUGCAUGAUGGAAUAAAUGCUGUAACCUACAGUGUUGGUGUACCACUCAAAUGUUUUUCAGCGGUUUUUCAGUUAGUAUCUACCAUUGACUACAGUCAAUACACUUUUGUAAGGCAAUGUAAUGGGAGACUUUAUAAGACGGACCAAUAUACUUUCUAUAGCGAAACAGGACUCGGUGUUUACUAGCAAAUAGUGACGACAUUACGUCAAUAAUAUCAUUUCAAGUGUUUGUUUUCAAUACGUUUUCAGAUCACGGACACAUUUGCUUUUCUGUUUCGGCUGAAAGAUCAAUAUGAUCAUCAAAUGAUGAUCUUAUCAAUAAAUUUUUCAUGGAAUAUUUAUUGAUCAUUUAACACACUUGUUAAAUUUGAUUUUUGACAGUGGUUACUUUCCAGGAAAAUAGAUGCAAGGUUUGCUUAUCCCAGGUGACGAAAAUGAUACAAAUAAUUAUCGAUAAGCUGUUUAGCUAAUCUGCUAGUAUUAAUAAUAUUUUAUGAUUGUGAGUUAGAAAUAGACUUACUACGCAAUACUAUAAUUUGCAUUAAAUAUGUUUGUACUUCUACAAAAAUGUUAAAUGAAGAUGUGUUGUGUUAUAUGUAACAAUAUCAUUUUAUAUCAUUCUCAAUACUAUGCUUGAUAAUACUAUACCUUUGAAACAUUAUAAUAUCUAUAUGUAUAUAUGUUUAGACAUUGUAUUACAUUUUAUCAAACUUGUGGAAGGGAGCCAUAAUGGUUAAAAUUCUUGAAUUAUGAAAUUAACUAGACUUUUUCUUCUCUCUGUACGUAGAAUGUUUAGUUGUUUUCUGUUUACAUUAAAAAUUUACACCUUUGUAUUUUUGCAAGUGGUGUUCAACGGUUUUCCAAACGCAACACGUUUAUGUGUAUUUUUUGCGACUGUACAAAAACAGACUGACUAAAGUCAUUUGAGUUAUUUGAUAUUUAUGAAAUAUUGAAACGCCAAUCUACAUGUUUGCUUAAAUUUGCUAAGUUUAACGUACAUUUUGCAAGUUUAAGAUAUUGACAAGCUGUUUGUCCGGUAUUGUGUUAGCUGUUUUUUUUUUUCGGGAUUGAUUAACCCUUUUAGUUUAGUGUUGUGCUAGUUGUUUGGUUCGGUAUUGUGUUAGCUGUUUUAUUCGGUACUUAGUUAACCCUUUAAGUUUAGUGUUGUGCUAGUUGUUUUGUUUGGCAUUGUGUUAGCUUUUCUGUUCAGUACUCACUUGUUGUAGCUUCACGAUCCUAAAUUAAGUUCUUAUUCUGUUCAUAUUGCGUCUAAGACAAGAAUGAGAAACUUUUAUUAUUGUUCUUUUUAUUUCAUUGUUAAAACGAAGAAAGAGAACAUAAACGUCUGUAUAAAUUUACAACACUUGCCAUAUAUCAACGGGAGAUAAAUACAUUCAACUCAUAAAAUAUAUUAGAAGCUUUGGUCAAGCAGGCUUGAGAUUUAUUUAGUAGAAUGUGUACUAUAGGACAGUACAAUGUAUUGCAUUAAAUGGGACACAUGUGAAGGUUUAUUACACUGACUGAUUAUUCAAAAUAAAUAACGAAUAAACCUAAUAGAAUAACUGUUCGGGUUUAUGGUCAACAUAAACAUACAUAUUUACGUAGCAUAUAAAGUUUUCUUGAAAAAUAUUUAUAUUUAAAUAACAAGUGCAAAAGCCGUUUAUUUUCAGUUAUCGUAAUAUUUAUCUAGGUCAUAUAUCACCAUAUGUAUAUAUCACCACAUGUAUAGUACGCGAGUUUUAGACAAUCUCUGUCUGCUUUUUGUUUUACUUAGUUAAUAGACUCCUAAAUAUAUUUCUAUCAACAACAGAUUUUUAAGUUUGGUGCAUUUUUAUGUAACACUAUUCAUAAUUUUGUUUUACCGUGUUACGUUUUUGUGUAUAUUAUGCUUAUUGUUGUAAAUCAAAUUAACUAGAACAUUUUUUUAACCUUUGUAAUCAGAAGUUAAUUAGUUUAUACUAAUUUGUUUAAGCUCGAUUAUGAUGAAAGCUUCAAGCUUAUUAGAACCACUGUCGAGUCCGCUUUUUGGAAAAACCAGUACUGGUGUCAUAUGAGGUCAUGGUCGUGACCCCGUUGGGGCUUGACCCAAGACCCCUGGAUUGAGCGGACGACACCAUAUUCAACUCUUAGGAGUUAAUUCAUUUGUUAGUUUAUAUUGUGUGCGCUUUUUAUCGAGUAACUCUGUUGUUUAAUUGUUUCACGAUUGUAAUAAAAUAUAAAACACUUUGUUUCGCUUUUACAAAUC